Messenger RNA from Brassica oleracea var. oleracea, 498 nucleotides. Its product is annotated as general transcription factor IIH subunit 5. The record is from RefSeq and is a predicted model, not a curated record. NCBI's taxonomy places the organism in Eukaryota, Viridiplantae, Streptophyta, Magnoliopsida, Brassicales, Brassicaceae. Gene Ontology annotation, biological process: transcription initiation at RNA polymerase II promoter; nucleotide-excision repair, preincision complex assembly; nucleotide-excision repair. The coding region runs from base 99 to 311 and encodes 70 amino acids. The transcript has 3 exons. Gene Ontology annotation, cellular component: transcription factor TFIIH core complex; transcription factor TFIIH holo complex.
CUCUCUCUCUUUUUUUUUUUUUUUUCAUUUGUGCGUCUGUUAACCAUCGUCUCGUCUCGUCAAACCAGGGGAAUCUCGUUAACAAGAGAACUCAAAAAAUGGUUAAUGCCAUCAAAGGAGUGUUCAUCACCUGCGAUAUUCCCAUGGCGCAGUUCAUAGUGAACAUGAACAACUCCAUGCCUUCCUCUCAGAAGUUCAUUAUUCAUGUACUCGAUAGUACUCACUUGUUUGUCCAGCCUCAUGUUGAGCAGAUGAUUCGCAGCGCCGUUGCUGAGUUUCGUGAUCAAAACUCUUACGAGAAGCCUUCUUAAAACAAAUAAAAUACACCGCACCAAUCCAUCUUUUUUUUUCUCUGUCAGAUUGAAUCAUCUUGUGCAAGAUUAGAUUACUCAUGGUGACAUUGUCAGUCUAUUUUCUCUGGUUAUGUUUCGAUUUGUUGGAGAUUCAUGUUGGUGUUGUAGGAUACUCAUUUUUACAAGUGGAAAGAUGAUUUUGAUA